Messenger RNA from Aspergillus calidoustus, 231 nucleotides. NCBI's taxonomy places the organism in Eukaryota, Fungi, Ascomycota, Eurotiomycetes, Eurotiales, Aspergillaceae. The record is from the annotation of a GenBank genome assembly.
AUGGUGCGCGUCACAAAACCCUCGAAAGCUACGCGCUUCAACGCGCGUAUCCUGAAGAAGCUUCAAGACGCUAUCGCAUCAGAUCCAGAGGUCGACUUGGUCACAAAGCUGCCAACGGAGUACUCUACUCGAUUGAGAAGCAUGCGUAACAGCAUGAAAACCGACAACAAUGACAGGCGUCUCUUGAUGCGUCUGCGCCAGUUGAGACGAUUUAUCCUCUCUCGAGGGUAG